This is a messenger RNA of Penicillium verhagenii, 1350 nucleotides long. RefSeq names its product putative homogentisate 1,2-dioxygenase (HmgA) (gene hmgA). Gene Ontology annotation, cellular component: cytoplasm. Bases 1 to 1350 code for a protein of 449 amino acids. Gene Ontology annotation, biological process: L-phenylalanine catabolic process. Lineage: Eukaryota; Fungi; Ascomycota; Eurotiomycetes; Eurotiales; Aspergillaceae. The record is from RefSeq and is a predicted model, not a curated record. Gene Ontology annotation, molecular function: homogentisate 1,2-dioxygenase activity. The transcript is spliced from 4 exons.
AUGCCCGUCACCACCUUCUCUCACCCUGAUCCGUACUCUUACCAGACCGGCUUUGACUCCUACCAUGAGUCUGAAGCCGUCGAAGGAGCUCUGCCGAUCGGUCACAACUCUCCCCAAAAAGCCCCAUCUGGACUAUACACCGAGAAACUGUCUGGCACCGCUUUCACUGCACCCCGCCAUGAAAACAAACAGACUUGGGUCUAUCGCAUUAUCCCCGCAGCAGCACACGAGAACUUUGUAGCCGAAGAGCAAGACACAUACCACACUCGCAUGACUACAGAAACCCACAAGCUACAUCAUAUUCCUAACCAGCUACGAUGGAAUCCCUUCGAUUUGGACGAAAAAGUCGACUGGGUUCAUGGCCUACACUUGGUUGCUGGAGCCGGCGACCCAACUUUGAAGCAGGGAUUGGGUAUCUUGCUCUAUGCCGCAGGAAAAGACAUGGGCAAGGAGGCCUUUUACUCAGCUGAUGGAGAUUUCCUCAUUGUGCCCCAACAUGGUGUGUUGGAUAUUCAAACAGAAUUGGGUCGCAUCAUCCUGCGCCCGAAUGAGAUCUGCGUGAUUCCUCGCGGUGUUAGAUACCGUGUCACCCUACCUGAUGGCCCUGUUCGUGGCUACAUCUGCGAGCUGUACCAAGGUCAUUACCAGCUACCCGAAUUAGGUCCCAUCGGCUCCAAUUGUCUGGCCAAUGCGCGCGAUUUCCAAGCUCCCGUCGCAGCAUUCGACGAUGAGGAAGAACCAUCCGAAUACAAGCUCUACAGCAAGUUCGCCAACUCCUUGUACUCCGCUCGCCAGAAUCACACUCCAUUCGACAUUGUCGCCUGGCACGGGAACUACUACCCCUACAAAUACGAUCUGGGCCGCUUCAACACUAUCGGUUCAAUCUCAUUCGAUCACCCCGAUCCCUCAAUCUUCACCGUUCUCACUGGCCCCUCGGACCACGUUGGCACAGCCAUUGCGGACUUUGUCAUCUUCCCGCCUCGUUGGCUGGUCCAGGAAAAUACCUUCCGUCCACCAUGGUAUCAUCGCAACACCAUGUCGGAAUUCAUGGGCUUAAUCGCCGGUGAUUACGAUGCAAAGACCGGGGGUGGUUUCCAACCUGCUGGAGCUAGCUUGCAUAACGUGAUGAGCGCGCAUGGUCCAGAUUCUUCUGCUUUCGAGGGUGCUAGCAAUGCUGAGCUGAAGCCGACGAAGGUUGGUGAUGGAAGUAUGGCAUUUAUGUUUGAGAGUGCUCUAAUGGUUGGAGUCUCCGAAUGGGGUCUGAAGACCUGUCAGAAGGUCCAGGAAGAGUACAAUGAUCACAGCUGGACGCCAUUGAAACGCCACUUUAAGAAUCCCAACAAGGCAUGA